AUGGAGGAGACCGCGGCGGGCAGAGGGCAGCGGAGGCAGAGAGCGGCCCAGCCUCGCUCCUCGCGGGGCAGAGGCACCGCCGCCCGGCGCGGCUCGACCGCGCGGGAAGCAUCGGCCGACGAGCAUCCGGCGGACGAGGCUUCCCGCGCGGUCGUGCCUCGCCGUACGGCGCAGGGCGGAGAGCCCGCGGUGCUCCGAACGCUUUCGGCGCGGAGCAGGGCGGCGGGCGGGCCGCGGCUGCGGGAGGUGCUGUCGCAGCUCAGCCUGGGCCGGCAGGACGUGUCGGAGGCGUCGGGGCUGGUGAACCACGUCGUGUCACACCUGAUCCAGGCCGUCCGAGGGAGGGACGGCAGCUUCGGCUCCAUCGGGAGGCUGGGAGCCGGCAGCUACUAUGAGCGCGUCAAGAUAUCUGAACCCAAUGAGUUUGAUAUCAUGCUUGUAAUGCCUGUCACAAGAUUGCAACUACAUGAGUGUGAUGACACUGGAGCCUAUUAUUAUCUAACAUUCAAAAGAAAUCCAAAAGAGAAGUAUUUGAAUAGGUUUCUAGAUGAAGAUGGAAAAUUAUCAGCCUUUAAAAUGCUUGAAGAACUGAGACGAAUUAUUAAAGAGGAAGUAAAACACAUUAAAAAUGUGGAAGUAACUGUGAAAAGGAAAAAGCCUGGAAGCCCUGCAAUAACUCUACAGAUCAAAAAGCCUCCAGCAGAAAUAUCAUUGGACAUUAUCUUGGCUUUGGAAGUUCAGCAGAGCUGGCCUCCCAGCACACAGGAUGGCCUCAACAUAGAAUGCUGGCUGGGAAGAAAAGUCAGGAGAGAGUUCAGACAUAAACCAAUUUACUUAGUGGCCAAGCAAAACAAAAAAGAAAAGCUUCUAAGAGGAAACACCUGGCGACUCUCUUUCUCGCAUAUCGAGAAGGCCAUGCUGAACAACCAUGGCAGCAUAAAGACGUGCUGUGAAUCUGAUGGAGUGAAGUGUUGUCGGAAAGAUUGUCUCAAACUUCUGAAGUAUCUUCUAGAGCAACUCAAAAUGAAACACGCAAAAGAAUUGGACAAAUUCUGUUCAUAUCAUGUCAAAACUGCCUUUUUCCAUUCAUGCGUCACUUGGCCAAGUGACAUGGACUGGCAGUAUGAAAACCUGGAACACUGUUUUCAGAAAUAUCUGGAAUAUUUUCUGCGUUGUCUGCAAGAUUCUCAGCUGCCACACUUUUUUAUUCCCCAAUACAACUUGCUCAGCCUGGAUGAUAAAGCAAGCAAUGACUUCCUUUCAAGACAAAUAAACUAUCAGUUGAACAAUGGAUUCCCAGUAUUUCACCAGGUGUAGGUAUUGUAAAUACUUCUUUUUUACUAUCUGAAAGCAAGUAAAGUAGAUUUGCAUAUUUUAAAGCUUAAGUUUAGCACUUCAUAUUAUUUCUUAGUAGCUUGAUACUAUGGAGAAACAAAACAAAUCAAGAACACUAACAGAAAAUUGUGUUUCAGUUACAUUGCUUAGUCAUAUUCCUUAGGAGAACCAGGACAUUAGAAUUAAUAUUUGAUAGGAACAGUUAAAAAAGUAACCUGACUCUAAUGAGAAAAAUUCUAACAUAGAAUGAUGGUUAAAACAGAAAAGAAGGCACCUGCCAGCAUAAAAAUUCAGCAAGAGAACCAGGCCUGAGAACUCGGCCUUGUAACAGAGCCUAGGAACACAGACAUCCCUGAAGCAAGGCUGAAUACAUCAUACCAGUGCCAUCCUGAAGAUAUCAUUGGUACACAUAUAAAUUCAAUGUAUGUGUGUACACCUGUGUAUAUAUGCCUAUGUGUAUAUAGAUGCUCAUGCUACAUAAAUAUAUAUAUAUAUAAUAUGUAUAUUCUACAAGAAAUUGAGCUGCUCAAGUGUGUGCAGGAAAGAGCAAUGAAGCUGGUGAAGUGACUGGAAAUCAAAAUGUGAAGAUCCUGUUGGUCUCUACAACUACCUGAAAGGUGGCUGCAGUGAGGAAAGCAUGAAAGCCUAAACUGGGGGCCAGUUCAAUGCUUCUAUAAAUGAUCUGGAUACAGGAAUCGAAUGCCUACUAGGCAUAUGGAAUUAGGAGGAGCUGUUGACUUCCUUGGAGCAGAGACGUCAUACAGAAAUUUUGACAAAUUGGAGAGCUGAGCAAUCAUCAACUGCACGAAGUUCAACAACAGCAAGUGCAGGAUUCUGCACGUGAGAUGGAGUAAAGACUGGGGAACAACAGGCUGAAAAGCAGACCUAGAGAAAGGGAUCUGGAGGUUUUAGUUGAAUCUGACUCAGCAGGGUGUCCUUGCAGCCAAAAGAGCCAACUGGUGCAUCGGGCCUGGCACUGCCAGCCAGGAGAGGAAAGGGACGGCCCCACUGUGUGUUGGUGUGGCACGAGACACAUAGCAUAAAGACAGAACUAUUGGAGAACAUCCAAAGAGGGGCUUCAAAGGUGCCAAAAUGCCUGGAGAGCAAGGUGUACCAGGAGCAGCUGAGGUCCCUGGGUUUGCUCAGCCCAGAGCAGAGGAGCUGAGGGGAGGCCUGAUGGCAGCUGCAGCUCCUCACAGGGAGCAGAAGGGCAGUACUGAGCUCUGCUCCGUUUGACAGCAACGGGGCCUGAGGGAAUGACAAGGAGCUGCGUCAGGGGAGGGGCAGCUUGGGUCAGGGACAAGGUCUGCACCAGAGGUGGUCAGGCCCUGGAACAGCAUAGAAAAAUCCAGGUUGAAAAUACCUUCCCUGUGGACAGGCUCCCAAGGGAAAGCCUUUACAACCUGGAUUAUUCUAUGUUAUCUGAGCUAUGCUUAGGAUAAACUAUGGUAUGCAAGUAUAAUGUAUCAUGUCUGCUUGCUGUUACAGUCUUGGUAAGUUUGCAAUCAAGAAGUAUUUUCAUUGUCAUAAUAAUUAUAGUUAAGAUUGAGAUUAAUAAUCCUCAAAUCAUUUCUGCUGCUGUGUACUGAUUAUCCUACCUCAUAUUGCCUUUCUACUAUUUGCUGCUAUUAGUGGGUAUCUUUAGUGUUUGGUACAUAUAUACACAUAAACUCAUUUCCUGGUAAUAACUGUAACAGCUUUAAUACAUACUUAUUUGCCAUACCAAUUAGAGCGUUCCUGGUAGUAGUGAUCUGUGUUCUGCAAUAAACAGGAAUCCUUAGUAAACAA
Messenger RNA from Lagopus leucura (white-tailed ptarmigan), 3123 nucleotides. It is a transcript of the gene CGAS, whose product is annotated as cyclic GMP-AMP synthase. Bases 1 to 1317 code for a protein of 438 amino acids. Gene Ontology annotation, biological process: positive regulation of type I interferon production; paracrine signaling; DNA damage response. The transcript has 5 exons. Gene Ontology annotation, molecular function: double-stranded DNA binding; chromatin binding; 2',3'-cyclic GMP-AMP synthase activity. NCBI's taxonomy places the organism in Eukaryota, Metazoa, Chordata, Aves, Galliformes, Phasianidae. The record is from RefSeq and is a predicted model, not a curated record. Gene Ontology annotation, cellular component: site of double-strand break; nucleus; cytosol.